Molecule: messenger RNA, 1494 nt
Organism: Biomphalaria glabrata
Lineage: Eukaryota; Metazoa; Mollusca; Gastropoda; Planorbidae
Product: perlucin-like protein
Exons: 2
Coding region: 116-598 (160 amino acids)
Molecular function (GO): signaling receptor activity
Source: RefSeq, a predicted model, not a curated record
UUUGUUUUUCACCAUCAGUUCAUUGGACGGCCUUAACAAGUUUAUAUAUACUAAGAAAUACCUCAGGUCCUGUUUAUACAUUCUUAUGCAUUGAGGAAACGUGCCACUUACAACGAUGGAUGACUACAGGUUGAUAUUGCUAGUAGUACUGACUUUUUUGACAUCACAGACGCAAGGAUCAAUCUGUAAUAGUGCAGGCUCUAAAUUCUUCUCUCCUCGAGUUUACAAAGAGAAGUGCUACUAUCUAUCAACAUUCUCUCCUAGGAACUACGACGAAGCGAACACCUACUGCGACAAACUUGGGGGCUACUUAGCUGAACUUGACGACUGGGAUGAGCUCCGCUUCGCCCAGAACGUCGUACUGACGUCAGACUGCGACAUCGUCUACAUCGCCGGCUCAGACCGCGCACAGGAAGGCAGAUGGAUCUUCCCGAGAACGGGGCAACCAAUUCGAGUGUUUGACUGGAAGACCAGAGAGCCCAACAAUCUCGGAAAUGUUGAGAACUGUCUCCACCUCUGGAAGUCCUACGACGCUAAAAUGAAUGAUUACGUCUGUGAGUUCACUAAACAAAAGAGUUACUUCCUUUGCGAAGUGUAAAUUUAUAGACGUGUCUCGAAUUAUCUGAUUGGUUGUUUAGAUAUUUCUUUCUGCAUUGAAAUUGGUGGUAUAUCAAAAUAAAUUGAUUUACUUUCAUUAAAAAGUUUGUAAUUAUCGACGUAGUCCAAAAAAGUCAUUUGAAUUUUAAAUAGUGUUUAUUAUUAAUAUUGUUUAUGUACAAUAGAUGCUUAUCUACAGUUGGAAAACAAAAUUUAUAUUAUUAUAAUUACCUAUAUACACAAAACGGCAACAAUUUGGAAAAACUUAUAUUAAGUGUUAUUGUAUCAAUUAGUAGGUAUCAGUAAUAUGAUUAAAUUUGUAAAAAAAAAAUUGUAAAUAAUAAAUAAUAAUAAAUCUGUGCGAUUAGAAAUAUUUUACCAAUUGUUUAGUUUAGUUUUUAGAUUUCUCAGUGCGCUACGAGCACACCAUUAGUCUGGAAAGGGGGUGGGGGGACAGAGGGUAUUUGGAUAAAUGUUAACGUGAUCGCUUUAAAAAAAAAGUUUUACGAUUUGAAUUCGAUCUCAGGGCUCAUGCCUCCUCAGGGAGACUAAUUCAUCUUAUACCGCAAUAUCUGUAAAAUACUAGUUCAUUCUCUUGUUCGAUACAAACAAAAUAAUUACUAAUUGUUAAUUAACUAACUGGUUAUAUUUUUUUAUUGAUUCUUGUGUUGUAAAUAUACACGAAUUAACUGUGCAAAAUUUCUGUUUAAUCCAAGAAUGGGUGUGGGAGAAAUAACAUGUACAAACUUUUUACCAGACAGAAAGAGUGAAUAUAAGCUACCUAAUAAAAAAAUUCUAAUCGCACUGAUUUUUUUUAUUUAUAAUGUAGAUCUAUUUCCACGUUCACUUCAAGAGUUGAUUGAUACAAUUACUCUUAAUAAAAGCUUUUUUUUAAAA